AUGUCUGUGCUGCUGUCUGAGAAGAAAGAAACAUCAAAAUCGAGCGAUGUUGAGCUCAGUAGACCUACAGCGAUGCCAACAAGUAGAGGUGUAACAGACGGCGAUAUGGCUAUUUUGGGUGCAGUUACUAUGAUAUCCGCUUCUCAAGCUGAAUGCGGUGGUGGCGGUGGCAGAUAUGACGGUGGCAGAGGUGGUGGAUGUGAUGGUGGCGGAUGCGGAAGUGGUGGAUGUGGUGGUGGCGGGUGUGGUAGUGGCGGCGGAUGUGGUGGUGGCGGGUGUGGUAGUGGCGGCGGAUGUGGCGGUGGCGGCGGAUGUGGCAGUGGCGGCUGCUAA
Messenger RNA from Chenopodium quinoa (quinoa), 333 nucleotides. Its product is annotated as chorion class high-cysteine HCB protein 13-like. NCBI's taxonomy places the organism in Eukaryota, Viridiplantae, Streptophyta, Magnoliopsida, Caryophyllales, Amaranthaceae. The record is from RefSeq and is a predicted model, not a curated record. The transcript has a single exon. The coding region runs from base 1 to 333 and encodes 110 amino acids.